Parnassius apollo (apollo) is the source of this 1596-nucleotide messenger RNA. Lineage: Eukaryota; Metazoa; Arthropoda; Insecta; Lepidoptera; Papilionidae. The record is from the annotation of a GenBank genome assembly.
AUGUCACCAACAGAUUACGGAUUGACAAAUAUCGAUGGAAAGUUAGAAAUAACUUGGUUCAUUGACAAUCAAUUAGUAUCAGUGAGCGAGCUGGUGCCUUUGGGGCCGGUGCUGACGGCUGAGCCGCCAGCACUGGUGGUGGUGGGGACGGCGGGCGCGCGCUUACACUGUGCCGCCAGUGGGGAUCCACCACCACGCAUCAGCUGGCUGGCUUCCGAUGGAUCACCACUGCGCGAUGAACCAGGAGUCAGCAGGCGCGUGCUGGGCGACGGGUCGCUGCAGGUGUUGCGCGUGCGCAGUUCACAAGCGGUGCGCUGUCGGGCCGCCAGCCCGCGGGGCGCCGUGCUCUCGCGCGCGGUCAGACUUGAGCCAGUGGCGGACACGGGCUGGGAGGCCGUGGUGGACGCACAGACAGUGUCAGUGGGCGGGGUCGGCGCGCUGCGAUGCCGCGCGAGCGCCGCCGUACCCGUGCUCGUCGCCGUCUGGUACCGCGCCGGCCGCGCUCUAGACCUCGCAGAUCCUCGCUACCUGUCAGCUGGUGACACGCUGCUAAUCCGUGACAUAACAUCGGACGAUGCGGCGCCCUACAGUUGCGUAGCGCGUCACGCGCACUCCGAUGUCGCCAAGCGAUCCCGGCCCACUACGCUCAACGUCAUCUGUAGUCGAAGACUAUGUUUUUGGUUCUCUGACAGAUGCAAUAGUGAAUUGAAACUUGACAGAUGGUACCGCGAGCGCGAUGGACGACUGCAGCCGGUGCAGUUCGCAUCAGCGGGGAUGGGGGCGGGAGAGGCAGGGGAAGCAUCACUACGAGCCUGGGCCGGAGGGGCUGCGCUCUGCGGUCGCGCGACUCCCGACUUGUCCGGAGCCUGGCUCUGCAAGGCGUACAAUGGUUUUGGAGAUGCCACGGUACAACUGCGCCUCAACGUUGACGUGGAACUCAACGUUACAGUUACACCUUCCGUCGUGGUGGCAGAACCCGGCAGCACGGUGACUCUGAACUGCAGUACGAACGUUGCGGCGUCGCUGUCGUGGUUGCACGACGGCGUAGCGCUGGCGGCAGCGGGCGGCCGCCUCGUGCUGGGCGGCGCCGCGCGCGCGCACCGCGGCAUGUACCAGUGCGUGGCGGCGCGCGGCACCCACAGCGCUCACGCCGCCGCGGAGCUGCGCCUCGCAGACUCUGCGCCCGAGCUGGUGUACACGUUCAUCGAGCAGGCGCUCCGGGCGGGCGGAAGCGCGGCACUGCGCUGCGUGGCCGCAGCCUCACCGCCGCCGCACAUCACCUGGUUGCUAGAUGGGCAGCCCAUUGAACAGUUCCUGCCACACCACAGAUACCGUGUGAGCGAGGAGACGACGCCGCUUGGCGACGUGGCAUCGUUGCUAAACGUGUCGGUGACGGCGACCGACGGCGGCCGCUACACAUGCCGCGCGCACAACGCACUCGGCGCGGCCGAACACUCCGCCAGACUCAACGUAUACGGUCCGCCGGCGGUGCGUGCGCUGGGCCCGGUGCGCGUGGUGGCGGGCGAGAACGUCACCAUCCACUGCCCCUACUCCGGAUAUCCGAUCAGGUCCAUAGAGGUGCAUUCCAUAGGAUGA